UGUUAGUUGUUGUUGUUACCACGAGUCACGACAAAUUAUAUAGGUAUGUCAGCAAUAUUUCAUUCUGAUGAUUUUUCUGCGCAAAUGUGGCGAAUGGCUUGCUCCACUUCUCAUUGGUCGAGAAUUGAUCACAUGACUUAUAAAUGUGCUGACAAUGAGAAGGCCGGUAACCAUUUUAUGCUCAUUACAAAUUUACUGACAUACCUGACACCCCUGUAAUUUGUAUUUUUUGUCAUACAAUGAUUAACAGUUUCCUGUUGAACUUAGUUUAUACUGUUUAUUAAUCUUUUUAGUUUUAUUAUGCAGUUGUGGAACCACGGAAUACAGACCUGAGACGUUAAAUCUUGCAACAUUAUCGUUUACAAUUGCAUUGGUCACCGUUAGUCACUCUAGACUCAACGUGCAAUCAGUUUGAAUCGUUCACGAUGGCCGGCGACAAUGACGGAAUCCCAGAAAGUGUAAUUGGCAUACUCAAGACGGCGUCGGAAGAAAUUCUGAAGAAACAGGACGGAUACUGUUUUACGGUGGAUAACAAACCCAACGACAACGUUGAAGAAACGUUUUCUUAUAAUGGCCCCGAGGUGGCUGAGUUUAUUAAUUAUGAUAUGUUAGGAGAAGAAGGUGACAAUCUAGAGUCUUUUAACCAUCUCAUUACUGAUACAAACCACAAAGAUCUUACUGGCGAUCGCAAGGUGUUAAAAAUAUUACUGAAUUCGGGAAUUGGUCAAGUUGUACCAGAAAACUAUGUGGUUUUGAUACAUUAUAUUGCUUAUAUAUCAAACCUUCAAGAACCAUUUGAUGUAACAUAUCUUCAAGGCAGAAGACCUAAACGUUUUACAUUGGGUAAUGGUGAACUCAUACCAGGAUUAGAGAUUGGUAUAAAAACGAUGACUACUGGUGAAAACGCAAGGUUUAUAAUAAAGCCAGAAUUGGCGUACAGAGAAUUGGGUUGCCCACCUCGCAUACCCCCAAACGCAACUGUUCUGUUUGAUGUCCAUCUUGUUUCUUUUUUAUCACCUGAAAGUAUCAUAACCUUUGAUAGAGAAAACCGUGAUCCUGAUGCAUUUAAUAAAAAUAUUGUACAAGUUCAAAAAUUGCGUCUUGAAGGUAAUGAACAAUUUAACCUUAAAAAUAUAGAAAAAGCCGUAUUUAAAUAUAAUCGGGCAUUAGAACUACUGCAUAUAGUUGGAUGCAAAAAUAACAAUGAAGAAAUAGAAAUGAUGAAAUAUUUGAAUAAGAUCUACACAAAUUUAAGCGUGUGCUAUUUAAAACAAUGUGCAUUUAAUAAAGUAUGUCGUAUGGGCAUAGAGGCAUUGAAAUAUUCAGAAAGAUUUUCCAAAUACUCAGCAAAAUUAUUUUUCAAUUGGGGAAAAGCAUUACGCCUUUUAAAAGAUUUUACAGAAGCGAAGAAAAAGCUUGAUAUCGCAUCGAAACUUGAACAUCAAAAUGAAACAAUAGCACGUGAGAUUUAUAAAUUACAAAAAGAUAAAGAAUUUCAUCGUAAUAUUGAAUCAAUUACAUUAAAAGAUAACAACAAUGCUGAUGACAAUGAACGUUUGGCUCCAGAAUUUUGGGAAGUAUUCAAUACACAUUUAAUCGAGUUUUAUACUGGUAAUGAUGAUGUAUUGACUGUUAUGUUGAACAAAAACCCUGAUGAUAUUGAGGUAGUUAAAAACAAGGCAAGUGUUUAUGACCUCCAAGUUCACGUAAUCACAAAAGCUGGUGUUCCAACAAAUUGUAUUGCGAUCAAAAAAUAACUUAUAGUUAAAAUAAGACAAGUUAAGAUUGUUACAUUUUAUUAGUUUUUUUUAUUUCUUAUUUAAGUUUCUAUAAUUUAAUUUCUAAAUUAACUGCUAAAGUAUGUUUGUUUCAUUUGAUUUCAACUAAGUAUUUUGAAUCUAUACACUAGUUAAACUUUAUUUAAAAUUUUAAAGCAAUAAAUCUAAAUAACUUGGUUAAUUUUGAAUAAUUUAAGUCAAAUACCUGGUAAAUAGUAUUAGUACCGGGCUAAUGUGCUACAUGAACUGAGUUAUCAAUAAUAAAAACUUUUAUGCAAAUUUGUAUUAAUCCUUACAUGUAAAAAGUUGUCAAAAUAGUAAUUUAUGUUGUAAAAGCAUCAUCUGUCAUAUUUGAUUAUCAGGGUAAAGAUAUCAUAACUAUAAUAUAAUUGUAUAUUAAUUUUUGCUAUACAAAUUCUUUUAUAUUAUUAUUUUAGAAGAAAAAACCAAACAUAUCAAUCAACACUACAUUUACAAUUAAACAAGUAUAACGUCAGGGCGAUAGCUCUCAACAAGUUCCAUAAUUUCUGACCGUUAAUACCUUAAAUUAACAUUUGACUGCCAACUUUCUUGGGCUCACCAUGUUAAAACCAUACACUACAACUUAGCUUGAAAUACUACUAACUAAAAAAAUAUGUAAUAAUAUUAAUAUCAUAAAUAUUAAACUACCAAGCUUUAACAACCUAUCAAUGUAUAAAACCAUUCUUGUCCUACGUUUACAUGUCAUUUUACAAGGUAAUUCCAAAAUCUCCAUACUGAUUCUCAUUUAAAAACUGUUCAGAAAGAAGAAACAUUUCUGAGGUUCCAUGCUCACCUUCACACUGGCUCACACUAAACUUCAUCCCUUAUUCCUUGACUCAAUCAAAGUAUUUCCUAGUAAUCCUCCAAAGACG
Molecule: messenger RNA, 2671 nt
Organism: Acyrthosiphon pisum (pea aphid)
Lineage: Eukaryota; Metazoa; Arthropoda; Insecta; Hemiptera; Aphididae
Product: inactive peptidyl-prolyl cis-trans isomerase FKBP6
Exons: 3
Coding region: 426-1757 (443 amino acids)
Biological process (GO): spermatogenesis; piRNA processing
Cellular component (GO): cytoplasm
Molecular function (GO): peptidyl-prolyl cis-trans isomerase activity; Hsp90 protein binding
Source: RefSeq, a predicted model, not a curated record